UAUGCUGUGUGAAAGAGAAAUAUAGAAGAAAGAUAGCUUUCUAGUGUCCUUUAAGUCAUUUUACGCCAUUUUUAGUGGUUGAGCUCUUGCUAGAAUGACUGAACGGUCAGUCGGGGUUAAAAGUGAAGCUGGAGAAGGUCCAGUGAGCAGCUGUGUUGAAGAGAGAGAGACACAAGGAGAAAGAGAGUUCUUCACUGUGGACCAGAACCCCAAAAUGGAGACUAUCACCAUGUCAAAAGCAACCUAUGUUGCUCAUAAGAGUCCAGGAGAGAAGAUGCAGGGCACCAGAAGAGAGUUCCUGCAAAAACAUUUUUCCCAGAUGAUGAGAGAAAAGCUUAAUGCUGAACUCAACCAACCAAUAUCCAAAACAGACUACCAGUCCACAACCCAGAGGGAUUUCUGUAUGCAAGGUUUUGUGCCCUGCAGACCACCUGCAACACAAGGUGUGACAGCUACCCAGAACCUGAACGCACCAUUUGGGAGAUCAGCCAAGUUCAGCACACCCAUCCGCCAACGACUGGAUGACCCUGAGCUCCCACCUGACAACUAG
This is a messenger RNA of Cololabis saira (Pacific saury), 550 nucleotides long. RefSeq names its product sperm associated antigen 8 (gene spag8). Gene Ontology annotation, molecular function: microtubule binding. Gene Ontology annotation, cellular component: nucleus; cytoplasm. Lineage: Eukaryota; Metazoa; Chordata; Actinopteri; Beloniformes; Belonidae. The coding region runs from base 95 to 550 and encodes 151 amino acids. The record is from RefSeq and is a predicted model, not a curated record. Gene Ontology annotation, biological process: positive regulation of transcription by RNA polymerase II. The transcript has 5 exons.